AUGCGGGGGGGGGUGUAUACUGUAAUAUGUGAGUGUGUUUACUGUGUGUGCGUGUGAAAUUUAAAGUUUAUAUACCAGAUGGCGUGGAUACUAGACUAGAGUUAAACUCUCCAGUUUGUUUUAAGAUACGGACGAAGUAUGUCCAGCGUCUUAGAGAAGUGACAAUGAAAACAGUGUUCUAUAACCAUGAAAUAUUCGUGGAUUUGUUAUGUAUAUAUCUCAGUUUUGGUGGGAGGAAUAGUGAACACAGCAGGUCUACAUCCAGUGGAUCCAGAAUUGGCGGAAAGAUCUGCAGCAGAGACGGCGGAGUCCGCUGUUUUUAUUUUUCCCAGUAUGAAAAUGGAUCUUCUUAGCCUGGAUACCAAGUUUCCGUUUAUUGAAGUGAAGUAUCGAGGAGAACCACCCAGGUUUGGAGAGCAGUUGAAUCCUGCUCCUGUUUAUUCUGAACCCAUUGCACUGACGCCUCAAGAUAAGGAUAUACCAUAUGGAGGCCAGGUUUCUCAAACAAAAGAUGAGGAAAUUGAAAGUAGAAGUUUACCUGAGGAAAACAAUAAACCUGGAGUUGAGACGUUCAAUGCUGUAACAUCUCAACCUCAUCUAGAGAUUACUCCAGGAAGAGGAUCAUGGUCCUAUAAUAGCAUCGUCCUAACAGCCCAAGCUGGUUUACAACCUCAACAUGUUCCAUUGACCGCAGAAGAUGACCUCACUCCUGAAUCUUCGGAGCGGGUCAUAUCCACACAUACCUUAAGUCCGAUCGAGGAAAGUGACAAAUCGAGAAACUAUAAAUCUCAAGGUGAUAAACCUCCCAAGAUAUUAAGUUCUCUGGUUUCAAGUUCUGAAGCGGUAGUUAUUCCAGCACUAACCGAUGGUGAUAUCGAUAAUACGAUUAAAUCUAGUUAUACACCAAGCCUUGGUGAGUUUAAACAUCUGUUACAAAACUCUAACGACUAUAAACAAUGGUUAGCAAACAAAUCCAGAUUUCUCAGAGAACUUGAAAGAAGUUCUACGAUAGAGGAAGUUACCGGAAAAUUUCCGCACUUUCCUGAUAGGAAAAGUGGUGUUGAACCGGAAAUGAAUGUUCUCGAUAAAAAUGCAGAUGUUCUUAGACCACAAAGAGAAUCUAUUCAUUCUGGUGGUAGUUCCCUGCCAGUUUACAAGGACGGUGAUACUCUUUACUUGAUACCCAGUAAAGAGAAAGAAUCAACAAAACAAAUAAAAACCACAGCAAGACCAGACUUUUCUACAACAUCCCUUAGACCUAGAACAACCAUCAAAAUUUCCCAACUUACUCCCCGAACUCCAUAUUCAGCUCAUAUCUUUACAUCUCCUUCUUACUCCCGUACAAAACCCACCAUGGGUCCUUUGUUGACAAGUCCUCUACCUCCCUUGCCACCUGGAUAUGAAUUAGUUCCCAUAAGCCAACUGACUCCUGAGCACGAGGUUGUUCCUUGGGAACAACUUCCAAGAUUAAUGGAGGAACAUAAUCUAACACUGGAACACUUUUCUUUAGGUCCGUUUCAACAUUCAUCAAAAUCAAAUCCUUCCCAUCAGACCACAAUAUCCUCCCAUUAUACUACUCACAACACAAGAUAUGAAACAACAGCAAACCCCUCUCUGUACUCUACACCAACGGUAUACUUAAAGUCCACUCAAAAACAAGUUUAUGAGGCUUCAUCAACAACCAAAUCUAAUUAUGGGAUGACACCAAUGUAUGAUUCCACUAAAACCCCGCUACAUGAAUCCUCUCCCCACUCUGAAUAUGUAUCCACUCCUAAACCUAUCUAUCAAUCAUCCGAAAGUCCAGCAUAUAUAUACACACCUAGCCUUUAUGGAUCUCAAACGAGCCCUGCCUAUGGAUCUACUCCUAAACCUUUCUAUGGGUCAACUCCAACUCCUAUUUACAACUCAUCUCUAAAACCUGCAUACGGAUAUCCAACUCCUUCUUAUAUAUCAACUUCAAAAUCUAUAUAUGUUUCCCCAACUCCUCGAGGUUCACCUGCUUCUGUUGAAAGCUCUACUCCAAAAAGUUAUUAUCGCUCUUCUCCGGUUCCUAAAUUGACAUUUGUUUCCUCAACUCCUCACUCACUCAUUAACUUUCCUAUAGGUGGGAUUAUAUCACCUCAUAUGCCACCACCAGUGUCUCAAGACGUUGGAGGAUUUUUUACACAAAAUGAACACAGUUUGUAUUCUCCCAAACACGGACAUCCUGCACCACCCAGCUAUCCAAAACCCAAGUCAAUACAUUUUGGAACGGAUUUUGCAAACUCUUAUUCUGAUAACAAGUUCAAGUAUGAUCCGACAAUUUCUCCGUCUGAAAUUUCAGGUUCAGAUAAACACAACUCAAGGGCUCCAGUUUACUACCCUCCUGGUUUAUCUCCAAGUUCUGUGCCUCGGCUGACCACACCACACUCUUUUGUACAGACAAGUUUUAAUCCCUCUCUUGGGCCUAAAUUUAAAACUGACAAUAGCAUGACCACUCCAUUUACUCACUUUUUGAAGAAACUUCACAAUUCUCCAGGUCCUUUAGAUCCUCCUCGUAAAGUAAGCACACCACAGUCUAAAUUUGAUUUUGCAGAUAACACUUCAACCAUCCCUGCUCCAACUCAAGAACCUCUUAGUAUACUACCUCCACCAAUGCCGCACCAUCUUUCCCAUCCAAAUCUAAAACAUCCAACUUACUUUGAUGUAGCUCAACAGGUUCAAGUCCAUGUUAAUCAUCAUUCAAACCCUUAUCCUGUCCCAAACCCCAUUGAACCAGAUCAGUCUACUCCUUCACAACCGGAUCUAUUUCUUGAAAUGACUCCUCGACCAGAGAUAAAUUCAAACCAAGACAAGGAUUUAGAAAUAAGCUUAAAUCUUCCCAGAAAAAACGAGGAACUUAAUAUUGAUAAGAUUCCACCACAAGUUCAAUUUUUUCCAACACGACCUUCUGUGGUUAAAUCGACCAUAAAAACUACUCAUGUUGCAGUUCUCAUGCCACAAGAAGCAGUCCCAUCCCUUGACAAUCUACAACUGAAUGAAAAUGAUGGUAUUAAGGAGAACAGACAGAAGGAAUUCGAGGAAAUCAAGUUAUCUCCAUUUCCAAGUUUUGUGGAAAAAUCACCAUCUAUAAGUGGUAAUCAGAAGGAGCUAGAUAGAUCUUCAACAAUAAUUCCAGAAACCGUAACAAAAGAAACCAGGAAUAAAAUGCGAUCUUCAACUGAGAAACAAACCUUCAGAAAGAAAGGUCGGCUGAAGAUCCGGCCAAACCCUACCAUAUCGACAAGGACAAAUUUUCAUCCCAUUCCAUCUGGUCCAAUUACUCCAUCCACCAACCUCCCCCAAGCCAGACCAAAUGUUCCUGAAUUAGAAAAUUCAUUCCAAUUGCCCUCCAACAGUCCUGCUCAGAAACAUGAACCACAAAAUAAACAAGCAGUCAUGGAUAAAGAUGAGUUAAUAGAAAUCAGUGGGAGCAAUGGACUAUGGGUUUCAAAAGAUAAAGUUUCAGCUGAAAACUCUCAACUAAAGAGAGAAUUUACUACAACCCAAAGUGGACCUCAGACCAAUUUUAAAGUUGCACUUCAUCCAGACUCCAGAGUUUGGCCGGCAAACCUUGCUCAGACAAAAUCCUUCGUUGAGGAGGAGAGAACCUCGGAACUGGAACCUCGGGAAAUUGUUAUUCAAUCAACAACCAUUUCAACAUCUAGGGUAGAGCUUAAACAAUCUACAACUCCUUCAACAAUUACAGAAAUUCACACAACUCUUGGUAAUCCUUUAAACUUAUUAAAGGAGCUAAGAGAACAGGAUGACGAGAAUAAAAAAGAUAUUUUGAUCCAUAAUAAAGGAAAAUCACCUAACUUUUCAGAUAUGGAUGCAGCCUCUUCACUUAAUGAAUCACAAACAUCAAUUGUUUCAAAUAAUAAAGUUAGUUCGGAUGAUAUGAAAGAACUAGCCAAACUCAUGAAACUCAGAAGGCGGAAGCUGAGACAGAGAGCAAAAUCUUUAAUGUCUGCCAUGGAAGACAUGAAUGACAAUGAACCUUUUGUUGUUCUACCUAUGCAUCAGGUUAAUCCUCAUCUGAAAAUAGACGUAGACGAAAUUUUUGACCCAGACAAACAUCCGGGCGUUAAAAGAAUCUCAGCAUAUGAUUUUGAACAGAUGUUAAAUAGCAAUGGAAGCAUAACUGUUGCCGAUAACAAGUUUCAAGAAAUGCUGUCAGAGAUAACAACAUUUGAAUCUGAUAUAGAACCAGAGACCAUAAAACCCCUUGCAGAACAGAUGGUGACCGAUGAAAGCAAAGAAACAAUCUACAAGCUGAAAGAGGAAAUUGAAAAGUUGACAAGAACCUUGCAGGAGUUUCAGUUAGCUCCAGGGCACAGGACAGAGCAAGAUGAUUACAUUGAUUUUGACAUUGAUGAUGACAUCACUGCUAGAACUGCAAACUCUGAGAAUAUUAAAAGAAUUUCUCUCAUGGAAGCUUCUGAUGGUUCGAACAAUCUGGAAAUAGAGGAAACCUUCACUUCUGCUCCGCCCUCUUCAUUAAUACAGUACAAUACACCUUCUGUUAAACUAAUUAAAGAUUUGACGACGAAGGAAGACGUGACUUCUCAUGGUAAAGAAGUUGGAUCUACUGGUAUCCUAGGACUGUUUGAAACUAUUUCUCAACUUGACGCUGAUACACAAAACAACUUUGCCGUCACUCGUUUUAACUCUGUUGGUAGUUCAGUUGGGUUAGAGGAAAAGGAUGUUAGUCCUCGUCUUCAAGAUGUUCAAGAUAAAAUGGAAGAGAUUCAAAAACAAAUUGAAGAAGAAAAAAGAUGGGAAGAAAUUAAAAAAGUUGAAAUAGAGCAAAUCGCAGAAAGUCAACGUUUAGAAAAGCUUAAGCAAGAGGAGAUAAUGAAAAAAGAAAUACGCGAGAAAGAAUUGAAAAAAAUAGACGAUCUUAAACGAUUGGAAGAAAUGAGACGGAUGGAAAAGAAGAGAUUGGAUCUGUUGAGACAAGAAAAAGAGAAAAUUAAUUUGGAGGAAAUUAUUCGUCGAGAAGAAGAGAGAAAAGAGGAGGAACGGAAAUUCCUUUUAGAAAAACAGAAAGAAGAGGAAAUUAAUCAAAAGGAAAGAUACGAGGAACUACAAGAGAAGCUUAGAAUUCAGGAACAGGCAAAUAUAAAGCAAGCAAACGAGGAGUUACGGAAACAGCAGAUGGAGAAACUAAAAAUAUUUGAUCUUGAACGAUUAUUUGAUGAUCAAAAAUCUGUUCAUGAGCAGGAAAUGGAGCAAAUAUCAUCGACUCAGUCUACUAAAAAGAAACCAAAAAUAACUCCAACCAGAAACAAGAAUGAGAAUGAUUCAAUCACAAAGUUUAACUCUGACUUAGAUCUAGCUCAACAAUCUGAGACCUCAGACUCCAACACUAAACCCGGUGUGGCGUUUGCAAGUAUCACUAUAGAAGAUGUUGGGAACUCACAUGAUUAUGAGGUUAACAGAGGAAUAGUUAAGAUAAAAAGAGGAAAAGAGAAUGAAAAUGUUCCCGACUACGAAUAUGAGUAUUAUGAGGCCAGUCCCGAGGAUAUACAGUUCCCGGUUGGACCACAGCUGGUUCAAUCACACGAGGACAAUCUGGAAAAAUUAUCCAACAAAGAUCUUCUUCUUAAGCUUCUCAAGGAAAGCAACAACUUUCAAAAUGGUGAAUUUUUAUCUAAACUGAAGAAAAUCAUUCUUGAAAAAGCAGAGGCAGGAAAUACAGAGGCAGGAAAUACAGAGGAAGAAUUACUUGGACUUUCGGAGGCAGACAAAGGAGACCCUUAUUUACGAUCCAUAGACGGAGGGGGAUGGUCCCCCUCGCAACCUGGUAAGAGACGGGUAGUAGAAGAGGAAAAGGGACCUGUCUGGCCCUCCAGAAACUCCAUUAAACCUCCCUCUGACCAGGGGGAACUAGUGCUGCAUAGCUUUCUUCCGAGCAAACAGGUUCGAUUUCCCGUUAACAGAAGAUCUGAUCCUGGGAUUGGAGAGGUUGUACUUCUUACAGAUGUUGAGAGGAAAAAAGCCACAUCAAUAUCUGGAUUCAAACAAGAAGAAGGAUUUGUUGGAAGCGAACCUUUAUCCAGCUCUGGAUACAAUAUUCUGCCUAACUCCGACAAAAGUGCUUCCUUAAGUUUUGGCAAUGGUGGGUCGGAUACCCUUUACUCCGGAUACGGGUCUAGGGGAAAUAGUGAUAUACUAUCAAGAGUAGAUAUAAGCAGCAAUGAAGAGUUUGUUGUUGGAACUAGUCUCACCAUGGGAGGAUCCAGUUCUAGCUCAUCAAGUUCCGAGGGUUCUUUUUACAAUUCUGGAGGGGAAGGUUACGGUAUAGCUGACAAGUUGGAGAAUGAGUUGAUAAAGAAAGUACCAAGUGCGUCAUUAGACUCAGGAUUCGGAAUAGUGACCCCAAUCCAGCUCACUGAUCCCGUCGUACGUGAACCUCCAUUACAGUCUGGAUCCAAAAGGUCGGACAGCUCUAAAUUAGCUGAAUUACUAAAGCUUCGGGCUGCUAUUCAGAAAAUGAAAAACAAUCAAUCCCAACAACAAGGCAACAACUUCUUCCUUCAAACCUUUAACAAUUACGGAAAUAACGAAGGGACAGAGGUAUACGCAGACCUUAGAAUGGAACAAAGCAAGAAAAAUCUGCUUACUCUUCCUACAGAUCCAAACCAGAUGUACAUUAAGAAGGGACAAAAUGGUCCUACAGCGGAAGUUAUUUUGUAUCCUAUGGGGCAGCUGCUUUCAGGUCCCUUGGGCCAACAGUUUACUCAUCGCAACCCAGAUGAAACAAUAUACGAGCGAAGUGUAAAAGUUAAGGAUGAGGUUUCAAGCGGGAGCGGAGAUGGGUCUGUGGAGUCUGAGAGUCCUAAAGGAAUCUUGCAGACAAUAAUGAGAUCAGCACAGGAUGAUUUUAAGAUUGUAGGGAACGUGUUUAAACAUCUUACAGGAUCCGAAACUAAAUAGCUCAAGGAUGUAUCUUUGCAUGGGGAAACCCUGACAGGAUUAAAAAGUUCAAUAAUCAUAAAUGUAAUAUAUUAAUUAAUGUUUAUUUUAAACUAGGUUACAGGUUAAGAAUUAAAAGUCAAGGGAUAAAAGUAAUGUUAUUUGGCUUUAUUAAAAUUAUUGACGUCGCUAGUUUUCGAACUAUGACAUCAGACUUAGUCCAUGAUUUUGAUUCUAUCACUUCUAGUUUAUUAUUUUAAGAAUAUAUUCUCUUUGAAAACCAUCAAGAAUCUUAAACUAAUGUUGUUGACAAAUUGUGCCUGAAAAAAAACAUAAACUACAGUCCAUUUUACAAUAUGAAUAAUGUCCACUUAUUAUUAUUUUCAAGAUCGUGUUUUCUGUUUUGAAAACCCUGAAAAGACAGAGGGGGGAUAAGUGUAACAUGUUCAUGAGUGCUAACGUUUUAAAGCCAGCUCAUUUUUUUAAUAAAAAAAACUAGGUUAAAGGAAUUGAGUUUUUGCCACAACCUCAAAUUUUUUAAUCCCU
Molecule: messenger RNA, 7485 nt
Organism: Eurytemora carolleeae
Lineage: Eukaryota; Metazoa; Arthropoda; Copepoda; Calanoida; Temoridae
Exons: 6
Coding region: 187-6960 (2257 amino acids)
Source: RefSeq, a predicted model, not a curated record